This is a messenger RNA of Nomia melanderi (Alkali bee), 3651 nucleotides long. RefSeq names its product venom dipeptidyl peptidase 4. The record is from RefSeq and is a predicted model, not a curated record. Lineage: Eukaryota; Metazoa; Arthropoda; Insecta; Hymenoptera; Halictidae. Gene Ontology annotation, cellular component: plasma membrane. Gene Ontology annotation, biological process: proteolysis. Gene Ontology annotation, molecular function: serine-type peptidase activity; dipeptidyl-peptidase activity.
UCGAGUCCGCGGCGAUCUCCCGAUCGCCGUUCAACGCAGCGAGCCGGCAAAACGGAAUCGACUCUCUCCGCUGGAACACCGUCGCAUGCCCGCCAUGUCGUGGAACGGGGUGUUGCAGCUGCUGGUGCUGCAGGGAUCCUUGGCCGUCCUUGUCGCCGGGAAAUCCGUACCGCGGGUGAUCGACAAAGACUUCGACCGAUACGAUCCCGGCGAGGUGGAGGAUCAUGACAGGCUGACCGUUCCAUUCAAUCUGGAGGAAACUUACGACCAAAGUUUCCGGGCGAGCGGCUUCAACGGUACCUGGCGGACGGACACAGACAUCCUUUAUACCGAUAACUACUCCGGCGACCUACGUAUGUUCGACGUAACGUCGGGGAUCAGCAGAAUCUUCCUGGACUCGUCGAUACUGAGCGGAUAUAACAAGCCGUUAAUGAGCUUCUCCCACGACAGCUCGUACAUUCUCAUCAGCUAUGAGUUCAUACCUGGCUUUAGGUACUCGAUGCACCAGAAGUUCGACGUGUACAGCAUGGAAAGCAAGAGCUACACGAACCUCGCGGGCGGAAAACAUCUGACGUUGGCGAAAUGGUCGCCCACCAAGAACGCGUUGGUUUACGUUUUGGAGAAUGACAUUUAUUACCAGGAGUUCACCGAUAGCGGCCACAACGUUCGACGAUUGACGCACACAGGCGAGCCGAACGCUGUUUUCAACGGCGUGCCUGAUUGGGUUUACGAAGAGGAAGUGCUCGCCUCGCCGGUGGCCCUCUGGUUUUCGCCCGACGGACGUCACCUCGCUUUCGCGACCUACAACGACACCGGGGUGAAAGAUAUCGCGAUCCUGUAUUAUGGGAAGCCGGGCAGCAUGGAGGAUCAAUAUCCUACGGAAGAGAAGAUCAAGUACCCGAAGGCGGGCAGUCCAAAUCCAAUUGUAACCCUAAGCGUCGUUGAUUUGGCUAAUCCGAACUCCAAAUUGGUUAAUCUCCAGCCACCCACUGACAUCGUUGGCGUUGACAACGUCCUGUACACGGUGAAUUGGUGGGACAGCAGCGUGGUGGCGACCUGGACGAACCGCGUGCAGAACAGAGCCCAGCUGGUGCGUUACGACGUCGCUGGCAACGCGGACAACAUGCUCCUGCAAAGGGAAGACGAAGGUUGGCUGCGUAUACAGCCGCCGGUUUACCAUAAUCAAUACGCGGUCGUUUUGAAGCUGCAGAACACAGGGACAUCAGCAGGACGAUUCGUCCACGCGACCAGAUACGAGUACAAGCUCGGCCGACUGAUCAGGGAGAAGGAUUUAACUCCCGGCAGCUACGAAGUGAUCAGCAUAGUUUCCCUGGAUCACGAGAGGGAGAUUCUCUAUUUCAUUGCGACCGGGAUUGAUCAACCCCAGCAGAGGAACUUGUACUCUGUGCCUCUGGACGGCAGCGAUCUACCCGAGUGUGUCUCUUGCAACGUUGUCUCGCCUGAAGGAAACACGUGCACCUACGUUCAUGCUUCCUUCUCCAGCGAUAAUUCGUACUACGUGAUAGCUUGCGCGGGACCUGAUCCCAUGUUCGUGAGGAUCUUCGAUGUUUAUCACACGCCGCUUUACUCGUGGGAGGAGAAUCAAGCUCUGAGACGAAAAUUGGCUACUCGGAGCCAUCCGCGCAUCUAUAAUCUUGAUGUUAAGGUGAACGGGUACAAGAGCAAAGUUAGGCUAUACCUGCCGCCCGAUUUCGAUGACAGGAAGAAGUAUCCUCUGCUGAUCAAUGUGUAUUCCGGGCCGAACACCGUAAGAAUCACGGACUCGAACACGCACGGCUUCGAGUCUUACAUGGCAACCAACAGGAGUGUCAUUUAUGGGCACAUCGACGGCCGCGGGUCCGCCUUUAAGGGCAGCAAGAUGCUAUUCGAGAUAUAUCGACGUAUCGGGACCGUGGAAAUCGAGGACCAGAUAGCUGUCACGCGGUAUCUGCAAAAACUCUAUCCUUGGAUAGACGCGAACAGAACCGCGAUAUGGGGCUGGAGCUACGGCGGAUUCGCGACGGCGAUGGCGUUGGCCACUGACAAAGACUCCGUGUUCAAGUGUGGAAUAUCGGUCGCACCUGUUACGUCCUGGAUCUAUUAUGACUCCAUUUACACGGAGAGGUUCAUGGGUCUGCCAACGGCGGACGACAACCUGGGAGGCUACAACCGCACAGACGUGACCAGAAGGGUGGAAGGCAUUCGCGGCAAAAAGUACAUGCUGAUACACGGCACCGGCGACGACAACGUCCACUACCAGCAAGCCAUGGCGCUGAACAGGGCGCUGGUGGAGCGGGACAUCAUGUUCCAGCAACAGACCUACACGGACGAGGCGCACGGCCUGACCGGUGUAUCUCCGCACCUUUACCACACCAUGGACCGAUUUUGGGGUGAUUGCCUGGGAUACUCGCGCGCUCACUGACCCGGAUCGCCUCUGGAUUAGCGGACGGGAACGAUUCGGAGGGUUGGACCUGUCCCUUGGAACCGUUCCCUGUAAUACCGUGGGCGUCGCUCGAUCGCCGACCGGUUAAUCCGGACAUUCGCAGUUCCCGGACUACGUUUCCUCCUUUCUCGAAGGACCUCGUCGCGACACGGACGUUUACACACGUUACGCGUGGAUCUAUGUAGAUCCGUUUCAUCGUACGUUGGAAAAGGGUUGAGCGCGAGGAUGAUUAACGCGAAAACUAGCGGAUGGAUCAACGCGGUGUGUUCGUUUUGAAAUGAUUGAAGAUAGAUGCUUCCGAGAAAAUAAUUUGUUUGGCGCGAAGUGAAUUGGAAAUUAAGGAGAGUUUUAUUCUUGGGGUUUUCAUAGAGGAAUUUCGGAAAGGAAAUUUAACUCGGUUUUAGUGUAUAGUAGGAAGGUUCUGAUGAACGUGGGUUGAACAGAUGUUUUUAUUUUUAUGAAUGAAGUUUUGUAUAAUCUGUUCUCGUAAUAAUUGUUGGUAACUAGCGAAUGGAUGAAGUCAGUUUUGGAACUGGAAAUACUCGUUUUUCGACCGAUGUCCGUUAGAACGCUUUUCUCUCGUUUGCUUUGUCCUUUGAAGCCCUUUUUCAAACCUGUACACAGUGGAGGAAUCAAUGAUUCCUCUCGAAGGCCAGCCCUCCGAUCGAAGAAUUUCGUCGGAAGUGGAUUCGAUGAAGAAACAUAUCGGCGGUUCUUGUUUUACAUUACGUACGUGCCCGAUGUUCCAAAGCGGAGUGAAUUUUUUAAAGGCAGACUCGCCUGGGAAUCGGUCGAUAUUUGAGGAUGGAUUCCGCGACAGUCUGCCGAGGAGAGCGCGAAGAACCGCGCGGGCUCUCGAUUGUUCCUUUCGCAAAGUGUUCAGGUAAACGGAAAGUAGACUGCCAAGAAUCUAAUUAAACACUGCUAUUCUUGGAGAAUACACCGCUGCGGAUAGUUAAAAUUGUACCAGCAUACUCUGGACCAACGGUUUGCGUGUAUCUCAACAGAGAACGUUGUCCAUUCCUUUGGAAAUAAAUUUCUAUACCGACUGUUUAAAUCCUCGAACUUCAUUAACGGUCCAUUAAACUUCCCGCGAGCUUAAUCAUUAACGGUACAGAACCCAAAAUCCAAUUUUCCAAGUGGAUCGGAGGAAACUCUGGCAUCGACGAGCGAAAAGAGGAUUCCGCGAUCGUACGUUCGACGCGUCC